AUGAAGACCAGUUCUUCCACCCUGAAAGAGUUCCACACCAUUCCUCCACCAAAAGGAGCUCUUUAUGCAACUGGUAGAAGUUUAGCGAUUUCUCCCAAGACUUCAUUCUCUGUAGAGAGGAAGAAAACACUCGACAAAAAGAAACAGGGUUUGACAGAAGCACUGAAAAACUCAUGUGAUCUUCAUUUGUGCCUGAUUAGUGAAGGAGCAGAAUGCAUUUUUAUUCCCCAAAUCCCGUCCCUAGCAGAAGCCAGCACCGAAUUCAGGAAAACUGCUUUGGCGCUGGCAUGUGCCUACCCCCAGAGAAGAGGCUACUAG
Molecule: messenger RNA, 318 nt
Organism: Rangifer tarandus platyrhynchus (Svalbard reindeer)
Lineage: Eukaryota; Metazoa; Chordata; Mammalia; Artiodactyla; Cervidae
Source: the annotation of a GenBank genome assembly